Messenger RNA from Athalia rosae (coleseed sawfly), 12021 nucleotides. It is a transcript of the gene sff, whose product is annotated as serine/threonine-protein kinase BRSK2. The transcript is spliced from 14 exons. The record is from RefSeq and is a predicted model, not a curated record. NCBI's taxonomy places the organism in Eukaryota, Metazoa, Arthropoda, Insecta, Hymenoptera, Athaliidae. Bases 7009 to 9453 code for a protein of 814 amino acids. Gene Ontology annotation, biological process: microtubule cytoskeleton organization; protein phosphorylation; intracellular signal transduction. Gene Ontology annotation, molecular function: ATP binding; tau-protein kinase activity; protein serine/threonine kinase activity. Gene Ontology annotation, cellular component: cytoplasm.
AGAAACUUCCAAAACUGGCGGCGUUAGCGGACUCCAAGAGUGAGUUGGACCGGUGGAAUUCGAUCGGUAGGUUCCCGAACCUUAAUAACAACAGUUUCUAACACCCUCUUCCGGUUGCUUCGGUGAGAAUAAGCCGGAUAAUGCGAAUAACGCGACGUACAUCGCAAAUGGUGAACGAUGAAAAAUUGACGCGUUUAUUCGUUGAAUGGGAUUCGGAGGGUAACGAUUUCCAGUAAAUCGAUAAAUCAGAAAUUUACACACAACCGUAGAAUCGUACGAGCGACGCAUCGCCAUGUUCCGUUGUAUCGUGAAUUUUCAUUUCCGUUUCUGUUGAAUUUCAUAGGCAAGGUCAUGCGAUAAUUGUCACGGGUAUAGCUCUUGAGAAUAUCUCCGCGAAACGGACCACCCCGUUUGUGCUCCGAGAGGUAGAGAAUUCCAUUUUGUAGGUACACGUAGGAAUGUCCCUAGGAGUAUAAAAAAAGAGUGGAGGAAAUCGUUUAAAACUUUCAAAGCAGCUAAAUUAAAAGAUACUCAACCGGUGUAUAGUUUCAAAGUAUUAGAGCCGGUUCCCGACGCUCCGCGGGUUUAAGGGUUUUAAAGUUAAACGAGCACCGGCACGAGGAAACGUCUUCUUCGGCGAAUAUUUCCCUCCGCGAACACGGUAAACCUUCAUCGACGAAAUUCCGUACCAUUGUAAUAAAAAAUUAUCUCUACAAGGCGUUUCGCGCAUCUCUGCAUAAAAACGAAAUCCGCCGAUUUUCGAUGAUUGCAAAUAAAAACUGGAACGCGGUCGUAUUUUCCUCAACAUCGCGACGAUAAUCUUUUCGCUCGAUCCUCCAACGGAGUUACCACGGAAUUAAUCGUGACGGCGCGCCGUGGCUUACGACAUGCGAGCUCUCAUGACGCGAGGCUGCCGCUGCUGCACUUUCGUGUUCAAAUUUUUUCCCAAAGCGAAGAGAAAAAAAAUUAGAAAAAAAUUAGAAAAAAAAAAAUACCAAUUAAUAGAGUUCGCGUUGCGCGCGUUGCGCGAAGGUUGAACGAUCGAACAUCCAAUCGAUCUGAUCACCUGACGGAUUAAUUGCAGAUGAUUUCAGUACAAAUGACGAUGAGGAAUUCUUUCUCUCAUAUAUGUACCUCACUGAAUUUACCCUAGAAUAAAAUUGAAUGAUUCUAAUAGUGCGAAGACGUUAAAUAACGUCGAAUAGUCAAGUCAAAUUUCCACUACCCGCACGUCCACCCCCUUUCCGGCUGAGCCCCGUCUGAUUCCGAUGUAAAUAAUAUAUCUGUGCAGCGCCUACCUGGCGCGCGCGGUCUUUCCUUCCCCUGUACUCGUAGUUCACCGUGAUCCAAAUGUACGUACUACAUACGUACGUAGAUACGUAGGCACCUACGAUACGGGUUGUAUAUACCUUCGUCUGAACUUGAAAUCAUAUCAGAAGCGAUGUGAGUAUAGUCGCCGUCAGAUUCCAUGUGCAAUUUUAUCCCCCAGCUUCUUUCUCCCCCUUUCCGCAAGAUCUCACGGAAGUCUACGGGCCAUUUGGCGACUCCGUGAGCACGGAAAGUCCUUUCGCGGAAUUUAUGUGGCACCGCGGGGACGGAGCCCCUCAUGUAAACUAUGGCGACGUGUAGGUAUAAUAUGAAAUGGGAUACGAAUUCCGUUUGAAAAAUUCAAACUACCGGAUCGGAAUCGGUACGAAAAAAGAUCCGAAAUCAAAGGAGAGAAAAACGAAGACACGUUUAUAUUUUAUUCUAAAGAACUGCUAAUUUUUUUCGAUUUUAAGAGGGCGCGGCGAGGGUGACGAUCUUCGGUUUUGAGAGGAUCCAAUGAAGAUUCAAAAAAAUUUCAUCCCCCUCUCCGACGCCCGCGACUAUUUCCUACACUUUUUUUCAAACUCUUCGCAAAUUUUGCAAAGACUCAAUUCCCAUUACCGAGGGAAAAAAAAAGAACAGAAGAAACUAAAAAAAGUGCGGGGCGUGGGCCGUAAAAGAACUCAAUUUUGAGGGGUGUACACACUCGAUUCUCGUCCGUUUUUUUUUUUUUUUUUUUUUUCACUUUAUACGUUGACGGUGUCGGGUUUAUCAAAGGAUUUUUCAUCUUAUCUCUCGAGAUUUUUUUUUUUUUCUGUCGGGGCUCGGGACGGACACAGACGCAGAUAACUUUUCCAUCUAUAAGCAUGCUUCUUGCAAACCCCGUAAAGCUGAACUAUCGACAUUGAGAUUCUACCCUACAAGCUUUUUCGUGUGUUUGUUUGUUUCUGUUUUUUUUUUUUCGUAAAUCAUCGAGAAAAUCCAUUCGAUACACGGUAUAUAAACGGUUUCUGCAAAUAUCUUGUGCAACGUUCGUUCAACUUUCUUCAGUGUCGCGUAACGUGCGCAACUAUAAUUAGUCGAAUGUUUAGAGAAUCGCGGAAGCAACUGCUAAUGACUUUUGGUAACCUACACAUACGAUACAGUGAGAGGAUCUUCAAACGGAUAGAGUUUCCCCAUCAGUAUCUACCGUGCAUAUAUUUGCGCGUAUCAUCGUCGGUUUGCUCCUCCCCAAAGGAACAGAGGACGAGUACACGUUUACAGGUGUAGAAUCAGACCAAACAACCGGCUCUGGGAUCAGUUUAGACGGAGAGAAACGAACUGAAACGCUCCUCCGAAUGUAUACGAAUUCCGAAUGGCUGAUAAGCCUGCAGUAGACGCCGCAGAUUAGGCCGGAGCUAAACGCGUGCGAAAGCUUGCGGGCUUCGUUAAUUAAUCAAUUGAUUGAUUGUCAUUAAUACGGCAUCCGAAUAACGUAAAACUCGACAGCGCCGUUAGCGUUUCAUUGAUAUACAUGAGCAGGUAUCGAUCAACGCGUCCUUUGAAAAUAUUACAAUGGACGAUUUAAUCACCGUAAUCACUAUCCCAUAUAUCCUGCUCUCCUAAAAUACCGCCGAAAAGUUUGGAAACUCGACUAACUUCUGAAACAAAAAUCCGUAAUUACCCGAUUAUUUUUCCAAAAUUCACGCCAUUUUCUUUCAUCCAAUGCGGUGAACUCGUACACGACCUCGAAACGAAAGAGGAGCGUUGCAGGCCGACUCGAACGUGAUAACGAAAAAAAAAAAGGAGUUUCUUCAAACGACGUCAAUUAGAACGUCUUUUUUCUCGAUUUUUUUCGAAUAAUAUGUAGUAAUGAGUUGUUUAAUUGGAAAUCAUUUUUUUUUUUUUCUUCAGCUUUGCGCGUAUAACGCGCAAUGUACGAAAUCUCCUCUUCUCCUCGAAGAGGUACCGAAAUGAGAAGAGAGAAAAAAAGAAAGUUCCGAAGGUGUAAGAGCUGCUGGUGCCUUCGAUCGUUGACGUUUGAUUGUUAUUGGUAAAAAAUGAACGAAUAAAUAAGGAAAAUUUUAAUUCUCAGGUUUCGGUAUUCAAAAGCUGUCACCACUGCCACCCCCUCGCCGCAACUUGAUUCGACGGAAUUUUUGCUCGGUACACAUGCGAAAAAAUGAAAUAAGGAAAUGUGAAAAAAACAAGCAGAAGAAGAAACGCGACUGCAGCAGCGACGAGAGCGGAUUUUAUGCAGAAUGCAGACGGCCAGUUAUAUCCGUUUUCAUAGAUUCUCGUUCGAAAUUUAUUCCGUACCACAGGCGCGCGGAACCACUCCAUGAAGUUGGUCGCGACAGAUGGACAAUAAUACUGUCAUCAACAGGAGGGUUGCAGCGAACCGCCGCGGCAUACCGAAGUAAAGAGAAUUAGAAAAAUUGAAAAAAGGAAAAAAUCCCGAAAAGAAGACAGAAAAAACACGUGAAAGAAAAUCUUCGAUUACUCUGACUUUCCUCUCUGGACGCGGGAAAAUUUCACCGGAAGUCGAGCGAGUGCUCGUGAACGGAGCCCUUUAAGUGUGACGGUGGUGCGGAUGGAGACGGGGGUUGUUUUGAGAAGAGAGCGUGAAUCAUAGCAUUGUACACAAAGGCACACCGAGGAAGGUACCAACUUACUACUACUCCCUCUUUCUCCUUUCCACCAUCAGAAGAGCAGAGAUUUAAGGCCUACGAUAAUAAGGAGCCAUUAAUUAACGGUACAGUCUUUGUAUGUGUAUAUAUAUACAACGGCACAUAGCUAAUUAGCUCAGGUGAAUAAAGAUUGAUGAGAACAGAAAGACGAAAUUCGCAAUGUUACGUAUAUAUGUAUAUAUGGGGCAUUCAGCGUCGGGCGGGCCACUUUUUCCAACAUAUUUUUUUAACUCGACGAAACUUUUUCGGCGCAUCGAACGCUCUCAGGAAUCCGAAUCUUGGAGUCGAAUUGAAUCAUCUGUAAAAUUGGCCGAGUUAUCGCCGAUUCAUCGAUUCAAAAUGUGAAAAAAUCAAGGAUACGUCGACGUGAGAGGGAGCGUCUCGAAAUCAAUUUUGCGAAAAAUUCGAUAAACAUAUCGCAAAAAAUGGCCGGUUGGAAACGGAAUGUCCCACACUACGAAUGUCUGAAAUUUUUUUGUUUGCAAAUGACGAAAAAACUGAACGAACGAACACGUGAAAUAAAAUGAAAUCCUUCGACCUUCGUAUCCGUACACGUGUGACAAUUGUUUUUCCCUUCAUUCUUCACCUCUCGAAUUCCGUAUUUUUGCAUUCCCCUCAACACUCCGCACGUAUACAUGUAAGUGGACAUAGAAAUAUUCAACAUCGCGGAAACCUUAACCGGAAAAUUUAUGCAUCCCAUUUGAAUAAAAUAUCGAAAUAUAUACCGCGCUCUGUACCAGAUGUACGAGUUAUUGAUUCCGAGGCGUGAAUUACAGCAUUGUUAAAUCGUCGUUCAACCCUCGUCCGUCCGUGCGUGUAAGAUAUUUCCGAAAAGAAGAAGAAGGAGAAAGAAAAUUCACACCGGUGAAACCCGACGGAUACGAGAAAGUCGCCUCGUAUUUUCCAACACAUCGAAAUACCGUGCGAUCGCGAGCGAACCGGGGGAAGAAAUCCAAGCGUUAUUCUGAAAAUAUUUCCGAAAUUCAGAUGUCCGAUUACGCCGGUGCGGCGACGGUUCCGGGUCUCCCUGAUCCUCGGCACGCGGAUUCGGAGCUGGAUGAUUUCCAGGUACGUACGUACCUACGGGUAGCAGAGAAAGUUCUUAUCAACCGGACUCGCGCGCGCAGCGGACCAUCGGCAUCGGAUCGCAUCGCCACCCCCUCGACGACCACAUCGGCGAUCCCGCACCGAGAAAGCUCCGUCGUACACGUACGUGGAAAACGGGAAAGAGAGAGAGAGAGAGAGAGAGAGAGAGAGAGAGAGAGGGAGGAGGAGAGGAGGAAAGAGAGACAGGGACGAGUCAGGCGCGUGUUCAGCCUCCGACAUAUCAAAGCCGGUAGGUACAACGGGGGUUGAUACUGCGAGGGGUUGUUGCGUGCGCACCCCGACGACCACAUAAUCGAACGGGGAGCGCCGUUGGCCGUGUCAGCUCCGCUCCGAGUCGCGAGUACCUAAAACCGAAACGCGAACGUGAAAUAUUUAGCGCAAUAAGCGUCGAACGAAACGAACUAGAUAACAAAAAAUAUUAUAUAUUUAUAUAUAUACAUACAUACAACUACGAUAUAUUUUCACUAAGCGAACUAUACGAAUUGAAAAUAACCCGUAACGACAACGGUAAUAAGACAACAAACAACAACCACGUACGGAAAAUAAAGAAUAAAGAAAAAAAAAAAAAAACAUAACUAACUAGAAAAUAAUCAUCAACACCGCAGGAGUGUACGUAACGUGUGUGUGUGUAUACACGGUGUUGUUGAUAGAGCCUUUCCCUUUUUCCACUGGUAUUUCAACAAAAUAGCGUAGAGAUAAAAAAAAUAUCUACCCCUGCACACACAUCCAUGAUAUAUAAAAUACGACAAUUUUCUACGCAUACAUAUGUACAUAUGUAUAUAUAAAUAAAUUGUGUCCGUGUCCGUGUGUCCGUGUGUGUCCGUGUGUGUGCGCGCGUACAUACGCAGAUUUAGUAAAUUUCCUUCGUCGUUUCAUAUGUUGUACAAAUUGUAAUUGUUGUACAAUGGCGUCGUCGGAGCAUGGCAUGUUGAUCCUGAGACGAAUGACUCUAAUCGUCUGCAAGUUGUGCUUGUUACGGUGUUACGCACCGUGCCCGUGGUGCAGGUGUGAGUGUUGAAUGGAUAAUAAUAGAAAUAAAACGAAUAGUGUAAAAUAUAUAAAUAUGUACAUAACACCGCAUCGUGAUGUGCUGCAGUCGGUGAUCCGUCGUUUCUGCGUUUCGAGUGUAAAAAAGAUCAGAUAAAAUUGAAUCGAAUCGAAUCAAAAAAGAAAGGAGAAAGCAGGAGGAAGCUUUCCUUUUUUCUAAAUUAUAACUCACGUGCUUCGAUUUUUCGCGUACGUACAGUCGAGCCGCUAAGAUAAUUUCGUCGGCUGAGCUUGGCGGUUACGGGGGCGGGAGGGGGGGGGUUUGGAAAUUAUUUUUUUACCAUUUCGAAACACCGCUUGUUUUUUUUGGUGUACGGAAAACCGAAUAACAACGCUGAACAAGAACGCAAUAUGAAAAUUAAGAAGAGACAUUCGAUGAAAAAAAAGGAUAGAUUAAAAUUAUUCAAAAAUGAUUUGUGACUCGGGAACGAAUCGUUGUGCAAUACUCGUUAAAAAAAAAUUACCCCAACGUAACGUGAACGAUAGAUAAAUAAAAUAAUAAUAGAAAUAACCGAUGAAAUUGAUGCGAGGAAAUUUUUAAAAACGAAGUGACCGUUAUGUAAUAUAUGUAUAUGUCGAUGUAUAUGUAAUGCUGUAUAAGGGAAAAGAAACCUUCGCGGUGUAAUUAUAAAAUAUCAGGUUGUACAAAAAGUGGUAUGAAUAUAUCGUGUAAAAAUAGAACGAGGAAAAAACAAAAACCAAAGAAGAAUAAAAUUUUGCCAUCGGUGCAGAGGGUGUAGCGACACAUAAUGUGGAAGUGGAAAGAUUAUAAUUAUCGAAUUUGUACAAAUUACAACAAAUAAUUUUGUGAUCUCCGGUGGAUUAUUUAUUUUUUUUUUCUCACAUUAAUCCGAAAAAAAAAAGCAAGUGCUACGAAAUGCAGGGUAAGGAAAGUCCCGUCGGCCCCAACACCCAAGAGACCCAACAGUACGUUGGGCCUUAUCGGUUGGAAAAAACUUUGGGAAAAGGACAAACUGGCCUCGUGAAACUUGGGGUUCACUGCGUACUCGGUAAAAAAGUUGCCAUCAAAAUUAUCAACCGUGAAAAACUUUCCGAGUCCGUAUUAAUGAAGGUUGAACGAGAAAUCGCCAUUAUGAAGCUGAUCGAUCAUCCCCAUGUUCUUGGGCUUUCCGACGUCUACGAGAACAAAAAGUAUUUGUAUCUUGUUCUCGAGCACGUUUCGGGUGGUGAACUCUUCGAUUACCUGGUGAAGAAAGGGAGGCUAACGCCUAAGGAGGCGAGAAGAUUUUUUCGACAAAUUAUAUCCGCCCUAGAUUUUUGCCACAGUCAUAGUAUAUGCCAUAGAGAUUUAAAGCCUGAAAACCUCCUGCUGGACGAAAAGAAUAAUAUAAAAAUAGCGGAUUUCGGAAUGGCUUCGCUUCAGCCAGCUGGUUCGAUGUUGGAAACAAGCUGUGGAUCGCCGCAUUACGCUUGUCCCGAAGUAAUUAGGGGCGAAAAGUACGACGGAAGAAAGGCGGACGUUUGGUCCUGCGGCGUUAUUCUGUACGCUCUGCUCGUCGGAGCUUUACCUUUCGACGACGACAACCUCCGACAACUUUUGGAGAAGGUGAAAAGGGGCGUGUUUCACAUACCUCAUUUCGUGCCACCCGAUUGCCAGAACCUUCUUCGUGGAAUGAUAGAAGUUAAUCCGGAUAAGAGAAUGACGCUCGCUGAAAUAAACAGGCAUAUAUGGGUGACGGCUGCUGGUAAGGGCGAACUCGAGUUGGAACUGUCGAUGAUGGACGUCGUUCAAACUCACGUCAUUCCGUCCAUUGAUGCGAUAGAUCCUGACGUCCUUCAGGCCAUCGCCAGCCUCGGCUGCUUUAAAGAAAGAGAUAAAUUAAUACAAGAAUUGCUGAGUCCGAACCACAACACGGAGAAGGUCAUUUACUUUCUACUCCUCGAAAGAAAACGGAGAAGACCCGCGUGCGAAGACGAGCUCGAGGUAAUGAGAGGUGGUAUGAGGAGCUCGGCCGGUCAGCUGGAAGCUGAUCCACCUAGAAAAAGGGUCGACACUUGUAGAGUAAAUGGUAGCACAGCAUUGAACUUAGGUCAAAUAAGUCACGGGUCACCGUUAACGCCGCGGAGACAAACCAGCGGGAGUGCGAGACACCAUGCGAGGCGUUCACCAAGCACGGGCUCGCAUUCGCACGCCUCGCAUUCGCACGCUUCUACUCCUGGGGGUUCUCCGCUUCACGCACCUACGGUGGCAGGUCUUUUGAGUCCCCACAGAGCCGUGCCGAGUGCUCAUCUCUCCCAAACCGGAAGUCCGCACAGAUUAUCAGUCGUCAGUGCGUCCGGCGGAAACAGCAGUCAAACACAGGUCAUGCCGCCUCCGAUUCCACCGCCUGCGAGCGUCGGUAUUGAACUGAACGAAGUUCAACCCGUUCUCGCGAUCGGCGUCACUCCUCCUGGAUCUCCUCAUACCGGAGCGGGUUCGGGUUCCCAUCAUUGGAGAUCCCGGUUGACUACCAUUAAAAAUUCCUUUCUUGGCAGCCCAAGGUUUCACCGACGUAAACUACUCACCAGUACCGAAGAGGUGCAUCUUACGCCAGACUCGUCACCCGAACUUACGAAAAAAUCGUGGUUCGGUAGCUUGAUGACUACCGAAAAAGACGAGACCUUUACGAUUUUAGUAAAAGGUAAACCACUGGCUAGCAUCAAAGCUGAUCUCAUACACGCUUUUCUAUCGAUAGCCGAACUUUCUCACAGCGUGAGUUCUCCAAUGUCUUUUAGGGUAGAAUAUAAAAGAGGAAGUACAGCGCCGGCCAUGUUCCAAAGACAAGUUCGGUUUCAAGUCGAUAUUAGUGCGAUUUCGAAACAGCCUAACGAACCUCUAUUUGCCAUCACCUUUACGCUCCUCAGUGGUAAUAUUCGAAGAUUUCGAAGAGUCUGCGAGCACAUUCAAUCCCAAGUAUGUGCCCGUGGUAUAGGAUUGGGAAUUGGUGGUCAAAGUAGGGCUGCGCCACCGAGUCCGAGAACUUCGCGAAAAUUUACACAGGAAAUGAGCGAAAGUUCAAGUUGCGGAAGCGACACCAGCGAAAGACUCUCCCUCAGUCCUCAUCCCGCUACCAGACAGGUAGUGUGUUUCAGCAAGAUUGAUUCAGACAUCGAAUCGGACACAUCCGUAUUCGACGUGAAGUCGCCUACCGGUGAACACGGUCGUCGAAGUUCAACGUCAACGAACAACAACAACGCACUUCCUGGCGAAGUAACGACUUCACCCGGAAGUCCACCGAAGGCCGUAAGAAGUAAUUCGGAGAGUCAAAAUACCCCGGAAAAAAAAUGCGUUACUACGAUGAGCGGAAGCAACAUAGCGUGAUACUACCAGAAUCUCCGGUUCGACUUUAGAUCCAGCCUUAAAAAUUUAUGGAACAGCAGACAACGGUUUUGGUGAAUAUUCGUCACACGAAUCAACGUUUGUUCAUGAUGCGUUAAGGAAACCAAAACCAAUCAAACAAACAAUAAAAUUGUACGGAGUUCUGGGUUCUUUGUCACGUUCAAAAAAUAAGUGUUGAGGGAUUUUCAGAAAACUCGACUGACUAAUAAGGUGCCUGAUUAUUGAAACUAGAUUCGAUUUGGCAUGUAUAAUUGGUCAACAGAUGAUAAUUAUAAUAUAAAAACGAGCACUGUUCGACAAUUUUUUAUUCAAAUAAAUCCAUGCUUAUACUUGUCUAUCCUUCUCCGACGAGAAUUUUUAUCAGUAUCUGAAAUGAAUUUAUUUCAAAUAAUCAAUUGUUUCGGUGCCUUAACGUUUAAAAAACGAUAAUAGGACAGCAUCCUUGAAAAACAAAAGCUAAUAGAAUACUGUGAAACAAACACUGAGGUAUCUUCGAGAAAAAAGGCAAAUAAAAAAACACUCAUUCGAUCAAAAAAAUAAAUUAAUAGACGUAUUUGAUUCACGAUCAAAUACAUCGAAAAAACAAUUGAUGCGUCAAUUUGGUAAUGAAUUUUCAUAGAAUCGAUGAAUCAAUUUCUUUUCGUGAAAGAAUACCUGAAAUAAAAUUUAGAGAAAAAUAAAAGGAGAUGAAAAAAAUAAAUAAAUAAUCGAAAACUUUACUGCCAACUAGAUGCGAAGGAUUAUACAUCCGCAGCGUGCUUUCGAAGAGUAUAUUAUCUAAAAAUUCAUACUUAUAGGGUAGUCGUAUGAACAUUAUUCACAUAAAUAGUUCAUUUUAUCCGUUAUGGUUACGCCAAGCUCAACCAAUAACUGAAUUCGUAUGCAAUUGAUACGCGCCGAAUAAAACACGGUAUCACCGAUCGAAAAUCAUUAUAAUCAAAACCGACUAACUACAAUACAAACUGAAUACAGAGAAAUCUCACCGGGGUGAAAAUAAAUUUCCGAAUGAAGGGAGAAGUCAAAUAAAAUGAAUACGAAAUAAAAUCGAGAAAAAAAAAACAACCAAGAAGUAGGAGAACUACAAGAGAUAAUUAAAUAAUUUCCGUAUGAUGUAAUAAAUUUCCAUGGAGAAAUAUUUUUUUCAACAAAUCGAAGUAAAUACUCAAUGUAAAAUAAAUCUUAAGAUUGAAAAUAUUAGAUACAAGCAUGAGUAUAUAUGCGAUAUAUCAUGUAUAUUCAGUACUGCAGCUUCUGAUUACCUAUCGGCUUCAUAUAAGGCGUUGUGCAAAGUACAGUUAAAUAUGACGUACUAAUUAUAAUAAUUAGUAUAUUUCUAAUAACUGAAUUCUAUUUAUACAUAUUCAAGGUAUAUUUUCUCAAUAAACAUAUCUCAUAAACAAACAAACAAACAAUGAAUAAAUAAAAUUCACGAUAAAUAUAACAAUAGUAACACUAUUGUAAAUUAUAAUUAAAAUAAUAGAAAACAAAAAUACAAAUAAUUGGCCGUGCUUCGUAGAAAUUGAAUGAAAAAAAAAACAAAAAAAAAAAGCUAAUUAUAUCAAACCAGUCGUUGUGAUAAUAAUUUCAAAAUAAGAUUCAACGUACAAUCGUGGGUAAUGGAUCAGAGGAUUUAAUUUUCAUAUGUGCGAUUUUAUGAGAAAAUAUAAACAAAUAACACAAAAUAACGUUUGAUGAAAUGAAUACUCAUAAUUUAGAUAUGCGAAGAGAUAAGAAAAUCUGGGAAAAACACAAAAAAAAACGUAAUUAUAAAAUAUUCGUUUCGCUUGGAUGAAAACGUAAUCUGUUUUGUAUGAUAAUUUCAUUUUAUCGCUCAGGUUAGAAUGCAUUAGACGGCAUCUCGUUCCUACUAUAAAACCAAAGAUAAGACGUAAAUGGAUUACUAUUAUUAAAUUAUUAAAAGUAUCCAAGCUGAACCAGGCGACGAGGGAAAAGUGCGGCAAAUUUUACCCACCACUAGUUUGAGCUUAUAUACGCUGCGCACGUGAUUAGAUUGAUUAUAUUAUUCUGAUAUAUUGCAAAAUAUAAAGCAAUUAUAAAUCGCGAAAAGAUCGGUAUAAUCCGACACUUUUCCCAUAUCAAAAUAAUCGUAGACUCAUUAUAUAUAUAUAUAUGUAUACCGUACCACUCUGGUGAAACGGGUUGCGAUCAAAGCAUGCGACGAAAUAUUCGAAUUUCUCGUUCUACGAGCGAGCCCGAGCUGCGUUGGAGUCAAGGUAGCCACCAGCGUAAGCGCUUUGUUGCGAGGUGUCACCUUGAGGGCUGUAUAUCACAACAAGACGUCUACGCCUGUGGCUACGCUGACCCCAACGCAGCUAGGGCUCGCUCGUAGAACGAAACAUUCGAAUAUCUCGACGCAUGCGUUGAUCGCAAUCAGUUUCACCAGAAUCGCACUGCAUACACAUGCAUAUGUGCUAUAAAACUAAUCAAGCAAACGUAAUUCAUUAAAUAAUCGUGUAAAAUUAUUUACUUAUAUUACCUAUGUACGGUGGAGUAAAAUCGGGCUUUGCAAUAUACGUUUACCAAUAAUAA